Molecule: messenger RNA, 648 nt
Organism: Blumeria graminis f. sp. triticale
Lineage: Eukaryota; Fungi; Ascomycota; Leotiomycetes; Helotiales; Erysiphaceae
Source: the annotation of a GenBank genome assembly
AUGGCAAUUAUCAAUAUCGGGUCACGACUUCUCGUUAUCAUUGUUCUAUCUGUACUACUUGACUUUUCUGUGUUGGCAACGGAAACGGGUUCCUACUAUCGCCAAGUUAAAAACAUAAUACCCAGAAUUACACGCAAUAAUUUGGGAAUAACAUGCGAAAAGUCUCGCUCGUAUAGCUUCGAAUACCUCAUAAAAGCUGGCAAAAAUGCGCAUCCUACAAGAAAUUUUCCCCUUAAAUUUGGAGUCUUUAAAUACGAAAUAGAAGGACCGUAUUAUCUCUAUCCGAUUUACAUAGGUGAAAGAUAUUACAAUGAAGGACCCAUCGGGGAAGAUUUUGUUGUUAUUAAUUCACAAAGGUUUAUUCUAGGCGGAGUAACAGUUAGGAUGAUCUACAAUGAGCUGAAUUAUUAUCCGUGUUUACCGCAGAAAACAAAGUUCCGCUUGACUGAUGACGAUACUAUCCUUAACGCUAUGGAGGCCGCUGUGGAUAACCCUGGAUCGAGUAGCAGUGAAAGUAACACAGUAGGAGUAGUAGAUGGCCCAAAAAAGGAACUGGUCGUCACGCAGGAUGAGACAGGCCCUCAAGAUUGGAAUCCUUUCAUGCCGAUGAAAUACUGGAAAUUUGAAGGCCAGAAUCUCUUUAAUUAA